Messenger RNA from Sabethes cyaneus, 6840 nucleotides. Its product is annotated as ribosomal protein S6 kinase alpha-5. Lineage: Eukaryota; Metazoa; Arthropoda; Insecta; Diptera; Culicidae. Gene Ontology annotation, molecular function: ATP binding; protein serine/threonine kinase activity. Gene Ontology annotation, biological process: protein phosphorylation; regulation of DNA-templated transcription. The coding region runs from base 679 to 4599 and encodes 1306 amino acids. The transcript is spliced from 8 exons. The record is from RefSeq and is a predicted model, not a curated record.
CAGUAACGGGGUAGCGAACGUGUCGAAGCGAAAUAAACUGCUACCCGCAGUGCAGAAGCAUAUACUGUAGGUAAAAGCCGUACAAGCAGUAUACGAAACGAAAAAGGUUAAACUUUUUCCCACUCCGUUGUAUUUUAUUGACUACGGUUACGGUUAGAAGUGAGUUCGAAGUUUUGUGACUUUUCCAUAUUUUACGGCCCAAGGAAGAUAUAUUUCGGUACAGAUAUUCAAAAUCUGUGAUUCGUGAAGUGCGUUUACCAAUGACUAGAUAGUGUACGAGUAAGCAGUAUUGUUUUCGCAGGAAAUGCCUUCUUUCCGUGGAAAAUAAAAACGGCAAUGCAAUCGCCAUUUUUGGACGUGUUCACGCAAUCUUGUUUGGGAAAACUUCAGUGAAAAUAGCAGCGUUGGUGUGCUUUUGGUUAGAAAAAACCAUUUCUAGGUAAAUUUGGGCGACCAAGUGUACGAUUAGAUUUCAUUGCAGCGGAUUAUAAUUACAUAUACUUGAAAAUUGUGGUGAAAAUUCUAGUAAUCUAAUAAUAAAUAUUGCAUAUAAUGAUAGUGCUCUGAAGUGUUCGAAUGAUUCCCUCGUGAGAGAUAGUGAAAACAUAGUGUUCUCAGUGCAUAGUGCCGUACGUAAAUUCUUUAGAAGAUUAAGAAUCACGUAAGUUUGUAGUGACAAUGAGUCGUAAUCGCGCCAAAGCUGGCGCGACGACGUCCACAUCGAAAAAACAUCACGAGGAAUACUUUUUAACUUCCUCUGCCGCGGUCCCUUCCGCAAACAACCAUAGCCUGUUGAAAGAUUUAAAGAUUACCUCGGGUAAUAGUAACGGAUCUGGCAGCAGCAGUAGCAGCAGUUUCAACAAACACUCCUCCAGGCAUCAACAUCGUCCGUUGAAAACGGAUUAUCCGACGUACUACGAAAAUCUUAAGUUCUAUCAGCAACAAUCAUUAGAACAGAAACGCAAGGAUGCUUGUGGUUCCAUUGAACCCCCAGAUCUGAUCAACCAGAUUGUGGCAGACCAGCAACGGAAGUUACAGCAACAAGCAGCGGCCAGGAAAAAACAGCUGGAACAGCAUUCGGCUGUUAGCAGCAGCAGUGGACAUAGUCACAACACUAAGUAUCACCAGGUUCGGGAAACAGCGGCUAUAAUGGAAUCGGAAGAAUCCGAUACUGGCGCAGCCAGCGGUAACGAGAGUGGCAGCGAUGACCAUCAACAUUGUCAACAAAUUCACUCUCAUACUCAUGCUGGCAAAGGUCAACAGCAUCCUUCACAGAAAAAUGAGAAUGGUGUGGAGGAUGAAGAGGAAGAAGACGAUGAGGAAGAGGAAGUGGAAGAACAAAAGCAGAAUCAACAGGAUUCACCGAAGAAACGCAGCGAAAAAAGUGGUAGCAGCGUUAUCUACAACGGAACCAUCAUCGAUAAGGACAACCUGGAGAUGAUAAAAAUUUCUACCAUUAACACCAAAGUAAAACUCUGCGAAGAGGACAAGGUUACCAUCGAUGACUUUAAACUGCUUAAAGUACUUGGGACUGGUGCAUAUGGCAAGGUGUUUUUGGUGCGCAAGCUUGGCGGCGUUGAUCACAACAAGCUGUACGCGAUGAAGGUGCUGAAAAAGGCGACGAUAUGUCAAAAGAAAAAGACAGCAGAGCACACGAAAACCGAGCGACAGGUUUUAGAAUCGAUAAAGCGAUCACCAUUCUUGGUGACAAUGCACUAUGCCUUUCAAACAGAUUCUAAACUGCAUAUUAUCCUGGAUUACGUGAGCGGCGGUGAACUAUUUACCCAUUUAUAUAAUAAAGAGCACUUUACUGAGGAGGAGGUGAGGAUCUACAUCGCCGAGAUUAUCGUGGCUCUGGAACAGCUUCAUAAACUCGGAAUAAUCUACCGUGACAUAAAACUCGAGAACAUUCUAAUCGAUGCUGAUGGCCACAUCGUGCUAACCGACUUUGGGCUCUCGAGGGAACUGGUGUAUGAGAAUGAGCGAGCGCAUAGUUUCUGUGGUACCAUCGAGUAUAUGGCACCGGAAAUCGUGAAAUCCAACCAAAACGGACACGAUGCGUCAGUGGAUUGGUGGUCAGUCGGGGUGCUUACCUUUGAGUUGCUGACUGGCAGUUCACCAUUCAGCUCGGAUGAACCGGCAACUCAGACCGAAAUCUCAAAGAAAAUUACCAACACAGAAGCAAUCAUUCCGGAGCACCUUUCUCGUGAGGCGAAAGAUUUUAUCCGUAAACUGCUAGUCAAAGAUCCGCGCAGACGAUUAGGUGGCGGGACGGCAGACGCUUCGGAGCUCAAAUCGCACACGUUUUUCAAGUCGAUCAACUGGCGGCUGCUGGCAGAGAAAAAGGUCGCUGCUCCGUUCAAGCCGGUGAUCGAGGACGAGCUGGAUACAAACAACUUUAGUGACGAAUUCACACGACAAACACCCGUGGACACACCAGCAUCAGCGCCGCCCAAUUCGGAGCGGUUGUUCAGAGGUUAUUCGUAUGUUUCACCUAGUUUACUGUCGGGUAAAGUCGUCGAUAGAAACAAAUACAUGAGGAACAAAAAUACUCGACCGAGCGAGACUUCUAUCCGGCGGUUCGUCAGUAAGAGUUCCCCGUUUCACAAAAAGUAUGAACUCACGAGCGAACCAGCUAUCGGCGAUGGACUUUUCUCAACCUGCCUCAAGUGUCGUCGUUUAUCCACCUCUUCCAGUACUAGUAAUAGUUUCAACAGUAGUAGUAGCAGUAGUGGCAGCACCAAUAAUGGACACAAUAGCAACAAUACUAGUUGUAGUAGUACUAGCAAAUACUACGCCGUAAAAAUACUCUUCAACAAUCCGGAAACAGCUGCCUACGCCCGACAAGAAGUGGACGCCCUCAAAGCCUGCCAAGGCCACGCAAAUGUGGUCAGAUUUGUAGAAACACUAAAGGACUCGCAUCACGUGUAUAUUGUGCUCGAGUUGCUGGAAGGAAACGAGUUGUUAAAUCGGAUAAACCAGAGCAAAAGUUUUACUGAAAGCCAAGCGCGGCACUAUUUUCGCCAGAUGGUGCAAGCGGUUGCUUUCAUGCACCACAAAGGCAUUGCCCACUGUGAUCUCAAACCGGAGAAUAUGCUUUUUGAGGCACCGAAUUCCGAACAUCUAAAACUGAUAGAUUUUGGUUUUGCCAAAAGUAUAGAGAAUAACAAUUGCUUGCUAUCGUCGCCGAGUGUCACUGCAGGAACGUUCGGUUACUCCGCGCCGGAGGUAUUCGAGGGUCGAUCAUAUGCGCUAGAGUCGAGUGAUUUGUGGUCUCUUGGAGUGAUAUUGUACACGAUGCUUUGCGGACAGGCUCCGUUUACGCCGCGGCAGUUCUUCGGUCACGCGAAUCUUGCAUCAUCCGCCAAGCAGAUGGAAAUCAUUAUGGACAAGAUUCGUCGAGGUUCGUUCGAUCUGGCGUCCUCGGCUUGGGUGUGUGUAAGCGAAGAGGCCAAAGACUUAGUGAAGCGUUUACUGACAGUCGAUCCGGAUCGGCGGAUAACGAUGGAACAACUCCUAGUGCACGAAUGGCUUGAUCUCAAUCGAACGGCCGGUGUGCGGAGACAGCUAAAGUUGGUUUAUCCACAGCAGAGUUUACGAAGAUUAGAGCAAAAUGUGCGAAACACGUACGACGCAUUUAAACGAGCCCAUGAGGAAGGUUUCCGACUCCGAGAGGUUAGUAGACCGAACAAUACCAACCAGCGGCGUUCGAAUGGAACCAAAUCGAAGAAGUCAACCGAAAGCCAGUAUAGCAGUUCGAUGGAGGAAAGUACUUCCAGUGGUAUUGGACGCAGCAAAUCCAGCAAGAGUAGUUCCAUAUCGGAUCAUAACCACCGGACGGCUAGUGUAUCCACUAACAAUUCGGAAGUCGUCAUCAUAGAUGAAGACGUGGAAAGUGAUCACGUUGAACAGGACGUUGACCUUGAGGAAGAGGAAGAGGAAAAGCAAAAUAACGAAAUAAAUCAGGAAAGUGCCGCGGAGAGUAAUAACAAUCGUGUUGAAAAGCUCGAAACCGAAGCUACCAAUGAGGAACAGGAAGAGGAAGAUGAAGAAGAGGUGGAAGAGGAGGAGGAGGAAGAGCAAAAUGGGGAAGUAGAUGAAUUUUUAGUCGAUCAGAUUCUGCAGGAUGUUGAGGAUAUAGUCGACGAGGAGGAGGCCAAGCAAGCGCAAUUGGAACCUUCGAAUCAGUUGCGAAGAAAUGAUUCGUGCAGUAGUGAAAGCAGUAGCACUACAGUUCCUUUCGUUCUCGAUGAGCCUACGGUUAUACGACAGGCAGAGAACCAUGCUUCGGAGGAAAUGGACGUGACGUCAAGUGAAGAUUCAUACGUUCAUCUUAUGUCGUCCUGUUCGGAAGAAUCCCUAGUCGCCGGUCUACGCGCAUCAAUAGAUGCCGAAACAAUCGAAAUUGGAUUCGACCAGGACGAUAUCUACUAUUUCUGUGGGUUUGAAGAAUCCGAGCAGCUUCAUCCACAACCUCCGGAAAUCAGUAUAAGUUUGGCCAUCAGUUCAGUUGAAAACGUACGGAAGCGAAGGAUCGAUGAGGAUAGCUCGCACCGGCGGCCCAAACGGAUGCGACCGGCCGUCAGCUAUGUUUACUAGGUAUUCUGUUUUAUAAGCUAACGUUUUAUAAUGUCCAACCUUCUCUCGGACUCUAUUGAUUUUUAUAUACAUAUUUAUGUAGCAUUAAACAUGGACUUUUAUUGUUUCGUUCAAUUUUUGAAUGCUCAUCUCUUGAAGCAAAGAGAAAUCAACAAGACAAAAUUAUGCCGUUAAGUGCACUUAUUAGACUUGUUAUAUAAAAUAUACAUACAUUCACACUGUGCACGCGUAGUCAAACAAGAGAGGAUAAAUUCCAAAUUGUUUAGUGAACAAUGCACCAAUUUUAUCCCCUCGCAGCAACGUAUAAUAGAAUAAUGCAAAGGAACGUAAAGUGGAAUGGCAUGUUUUUGAAUGUAUGACAAUCGGUGAGCGCCUUUCUGAUCUUCUUGAUUGUACAGAGUUGUCCGUUUCGACAUACCUAGUUCUGUUAUAGAAAGAAGUAUUUCAUUUUGUUUCUAUUUUAGAAAUGCGGAACACAAAUUGACAGUGACUGUUUUUCUGAAACUUUGCUAUUCCAGUUUAGGCGAACCAAGUUACUGGCAGGAAGAUACUGGAAUAGUUUAAAACUUUGUUUUCUUUUUAAUUCAACCAAUUUGUUUAUCAAAAGCAUAAUCUCUGGUAAACCAUCUCUUGUACUAACCCCUAUUUCUUCCAACUAAGGUUCAAGUAGUCAUUAUUGAAUUUUGGAUUUUAAAAGUAGUCUUCAUCUUUUAGUAAAAGUAGAUCUUACUCAAAAGAGAUUGGGGUAACGAAUGAAUAGAAAAACAGACAGAAAGAAGAUAGUGAAUUCAUUUUCAUGAAUAGAAUUAUCGUUUUGAGAAUAAAAAUUGCUUCUAAAAUCCAAAGAAUCACUCUGGAUUGCUUGACCCUUAAACUACCAAUUCACGUCGCGUCGAAAAAUUAUAACGACACAGAAAUUGUAAUAGGUACCGAUGAAAUAUCAUCGUAUGCGCUAAUUUUAACGAUGUUUUAAGAGAGUCGCACGGAACACAUUCAUUAAAACAAUUAAUAAAUAGCCUUCCGAAAGGAAUAUGCCUUAAACCAUAUCAACCGAGUAGACAAAGAGAAAAAUUUUGUUCAAACGUAAAGCGACAGCAAAUCAUUGUGAUUCGUGAUUGUUGCUACGCUAGGAUCUGGAAUGUGGCUUGCAGCGUAGCUCAAGGAGAACCUUAGGAGUUGAACAAAACAAAAAAAAGUCGAAAAACAAGUGUGAACAAAUAGCAGGUGACCUUCGUGUGCGUUAACCGUUUUAAUUAAACCAACAAAGUUAACGGUUUUUAUUAAGUCAUGUUCUAAUGCAAUAAACAUUUGAACAAAACCAUUGUGCAAAGAAAACGCCAACCUAAUAAACUGUGUAUUCCAUUAGCGCCGUGUGACCAAUUUAACCUGAAAAAGUAACGCGAAUUUUUGAUGCAAGAUUGCGCGAUGGAAUGUCCUAAAAAUUAUGUCAAAAACAAAAAAAAGCGAAAUCGAAUGUUUGUGUGUUUGUUUCGCAACGGGUAACAGUGGAAUGAUCGUGUAAAAUAGUAGCGAAGCCGAUUUGGCGGAUUUAUCUCAUAACAAAUAGGAGUGUUUAGUAUAAGAAUAAUCAACACUACAAAAUAAACUGGUAGAAAUUAGUUUAGCGCGAGUUAAACGCUAAACGAUAUUGAAAAAACAAUAAACUUUAUAAAUCUUGAACAUAAAAUCAUUCGUAAUACCACUCACAUAUUAUAUAUAUAUAUACAUAAAUAUUAGAGAGUAAAGGUAAAUUAUUAGCUAGUUAGUUCAAUUGAGUAAAGUGACCAGACAACAAGCGACAAAACUAGUGCUAAGUACUAGGCUAAGGUAGUCAAGAGGUAAAGCGAUUGAUUUGUACUAUUAGCGUUGAGUAAAAAAAUACACUGACUAUUAUCAUCGUGUAAUCAUUUUAGCCGUAUUCCACAGUUAAAUCCGCCGAGCAUAUAUAAGAAUUGAGGUGUAGGUCACCAGGCAGAAAAAAAUAUAAUUUAAAUAUAUCAAGAAACCAAGUAUCUGUAGGCAUUGUGGAGUGGAACAUUAAGGAAAUUUGUGUAGAUCAGUCUAGUAUCGUUUACUGUAGCAACUAAAGUAAAUUAAUUGAACAAAUGUUUUAGUUGAAUGGAAUUGUUUAUUCUUGCUUAGUUUUAAUAUGCACUCGUAUGUUUUUCUCUGUUUUCGAUUAUUGAAACUAGCAACAAGUAGCAAUUUAGGACAAGAGUAUAAACAAUGGAAAAUAAAAAA